GUCACAGCAACCGAGUUUAUUUCUAAUCCUGGUGCGCGAUGAAACGGUUUCGAAAGAGAGAGUACGUAGCAGUUGUCUGCAGCACGUAAAAAUCAUCAUCGUCGACCAGCAUUUGAGAGCCAUUUAGAAUCCCAUGGCGAGGCUUCGGCCGCCCGUCGCGCCACAAAAUUUCUCCAUUCGUUUCACUCGGCAGCGCCCGGUAAGAUGGACAGAGACGCUCAUCCGGCCGGUCAGUCACUGCGAAAUCACAUUUGGCGACAAAGUUGGUGUAGGCUGUUCCUAUUGCGAUGCUGGCGAGGCGGAGAGAAUUUGGCAAGGAGCUAGUUCAUCAGGCGCCGGAGACUUUUUAUCCAGGCAAGAAGAGGUAGCCGAUUCGUUACAGGAAAGGGUCGCGAAGAGCCUGGAGGCUAUUUCUGGCACGGCGGGACCUGCGAUCUGGAACAACCCGCUGGCAAACAAUGAGCCGGUGGCUAGUGCGAAGGAUAAUUCAUCAACAUCAGGAGAUGAUGCUAGCUUGUUCAUUUCCUCUUCGUAUAACUGCCGCAACCCGGACGCCGCAGCCGUAAUCAGUGGCAUUGACACGGCCUUGUGGCAGCUGCAAGCUCAGCUUCAGGGAGUGGAAUUGGCGGAGUUGUUGUCUGCAGCAUGGUCCUCUGAGAACGGAGCUACACCAUUCCGCGGCUUCUCGCGUCAAAAUCAAGGACGAGGUGGGCCAGUUGCUUACUGCACCGUGGAAAUUCCGUUUUCUUUUGACCCAGAGGAGGCGAUAGGGUUGCUGGCUGCAAAAUUGGAGCGGUUGAUGCGUUAUGCAUUGCAAAAGUAUCGUAUUCGUAUAAAUGCAAUACAAAUUUCUGCAGCAUGAGAAAUAAAAUUUGUAAUGCAGAUUUGCCUUGGGGACAAGAUUUGUAAUGCAAGACUUGCAUUUAUACGAGUACGAUACUUUUGCAAUGCAUAUGCGUUGCUACCACUUGAAAGCGUUCAAACUCUUCGUGGGGCCGCCGUUUGUAUCAACUGUAAAAAUGUCUGGGUCUGGAAGAUUGCAACUUGUCAUGCUGUUUUUGGACUCUAAAAAGAUUUGUAUUGCAUGACCAGCAAGAGGGGCACAGUUUGUGCUACACGAACAGGGCACUUCUCAUGCGGAAGGUGCAUCAGGAAGCCCUCUAAAAGUCUGCGAUGCUAGGUCCUGCAUUACAGGCAUCAUGAGUCAUGAGAAAUAUGCAUGACAAAUCUUGCAUUCUUCCAGACCCAGACAUUUUUGCAAUCCAUAGUUUGGUCUAUUUGACAACAAGGUAGGCGUAGGAGAAGUGCCAGUAGUACAAGUGGACCACACGGCAAGACAACGACAACGACAACAUGAGCCGGCUCCUACUCCGCCCAUCAAGAUGGGAGGCGCAUCUGCAGUUGAUGCUCUUUUCCCCCCCGACGUCCAACUCGCCUGGGCAAGGCAAGUGUUCCAUGGCGCCCGCCGAAUUGUCGGUCCGGAUAUCCACCUUUUCGUGGAUUUGAUGGGCUUCCAAGAGGAGUGGCAAACCGGAUCAGAGCAAGUUUUCUUCGUGGAAACGUUAAUGCGGCAAGUGUUCGAACCUGUGGGCAUCGGCUUUUGCGAGGAACCGUUUGCGCCGAAUGCGCUCGAGGACUACGUAGCGUUCGGUCUACGUGACGAACAACAUCAAAAUACAAACAGGCAAAGUUGUGAAAAAAUCGCCAUCGCGGGCUGCGAAUCGCUCAUCGGUGUGGAGGCGUUUCGGCCGUGGAUGACUGCGCCGGCGCGACGUCAUUCCCCUAGUUUUAACUACCCACGACCCCCCGUGCAGCUCUUCCAACCGGAUACCUGUGUCGCAGGAGGGGUUUCCGUGGUGCUUCGGCUCGCCAAAAUGUGGGAGGAGGAAGAAAGAAAAGCGGCCGAGCGACAAAAACGCCGUGUUGUAGGGUCUCCGGUGAAGCAGAGCCAUCAGUCAGGAUCUUCGCGCGUGAAUCUUCAAGAUUAUGAACGCAACCAGCCUAAAAACACUUCACCAGCACCGCCCGCGCCUGCUGAGCCUGACUCGCCCUGUAGUUUUUCACCGAGACGAACGAGCGACGGGCAGUUUGCUUUUCCACAGCUCCGCGGAAUCCUCCCGCAUAGCUUUGCCACCGCGAAAGCGUGGGAGACAGACUUCGAGCUGGUGCAAUGGUUGUCGUUGUCCUCCGGAAGUAAUAUGCCACCGCUCGGCCCGAACCUCAUAGAGCUGCCAGAGCACUUACUAGAGGAGUUGCUGGCCGAGGAGAAAGGCGGACGAUUUCAGAUAGACCCAGGAAGUGGGCGAUGCAGUUAUUUGGUGAAGUAAGCAGCAUUGCAGUUGUUAGAUUGAGAAAGGAUGCUGGCGCCGUGUCAUGUUCGUACGGCUUAGCGCCACUUAUUUUCGAAAGGUGUCGCAGCG
Amoebophrya sp. A120 is the source of this 2420-nucleotide messenger RNA. The record is from the annotation of a GenBank genome assembly. NCBI's taxonomy places the organism in Eukaryota, Dinophyceae, Syndiniales, Amoebophryaceae.